AUGGCUGAUGCUGAAAAGCUCAAUGUUGACAGCAUUAUAGCUCGACUUUUGGAAGGUUAGUUUCGCUUCGGCUGUUGGGUUCGGUCAAUCAGAAGUUAUCUGAGGACAGUUUUAACGCCGUUUCUUGUCUUUCAGUGCGAGGUUCAAGACCAGGAAAGAACGUCCAACUCACAGAGGCAGAGAUCCGAGGGCUAUGUAUAAAAUCCAGAGAGAUUUUUUUGAGCCAACCCAUCCUUCUAGAACUCGAAGCUCCUCUCAAAAUUUGCGGUGAGUACGCCUUCAAAAUGCCGGUGUUCCCGUCGUGAGCUUUUAUUCUGCGUAUUUGCGUGCAUUUCGAACAAAAUUUUAUCCUUUGUAUUUGAUUUGUUGUAGGAGACAUCCAUGGACAAUACUAUGAUCUGCUACGGUUGUUUGAGUAUGGCGGUUUUCCACCCGAGUCGAACUAUCUCUUCCUUGGUGAUUAUGUGGACCGUGGAAAACAGUCGUUGGAAACAAUAUGCCUGCUUUUAGCUUAUAAAAUCAAGUACCCCGAGAACUUCUUUCUCCUUCGUGGAAAUCACGAGUGUGCGAGUAUUAAUCGUAUUUAUGGAUUUUACGACGAAUGUAAGUAAACAUUUUCGAAUUCUCAACUAUUUGAAUCGCUGGAAAUUCAAUUGAAUUGCUGAUCGUUGCGUUCGCUUGCACGAGUUUCACGUUUAGAGCAUUACGUUUUGUAGUUAAAUUUUUCGGUACUUUUUUCUUACAGGUAAAAGAAGAUACAACAUAAAGUUGUGGAAAACGUUCACAGAUUGCUUCAACUGUCUCCCUGUGGCCGCGAUCUUGGACGAGAAAAUAUUUUGCUGUCAUGGAGGUGAGUUCUCUUAAAGGUUUGAAACUGGUUUUUGUCAAUAGUAACUUCUUGUCUUUGUUUAACGAAUACUCCAACUGGAGAACGCACGUGAAAGAGUAGAGAAGUAACUAGAAGCGACAGUGGUAUUUAGAAAUUUUUGUUGAUUUAUUUCCAGGCUUAUCUCCCGAUUUACAAUCCAUGGAACAAAUUCGGCGGAUAAUGCGACCAACUGAUGUCCCCGAUCAAGGUAAGCCGAUUUAAAUGUCGCAAAAAACCCGGCAUAAAUACAUUUUAGAGCUGGGUAGCUUACAGGAACGUGUUGCUGUAAACAUUUCCGCUUGAAUUCCAGUGACCUAUAUCGGUAUGUAGGUUACGUACUUUGGACUGUAUUGAAAAUGCAGCAGACUUUGUUGGUUAAUUGCCACAGUCAAUAUAUUUAUUUUAUGUGUUUAUCGCUUUAGUGAUUGAAGAAGUGAUGGAAAAUUACACAUGUUGAGUCUAAAGGUUACGAGUUCUUUAAUCGUGUUCUGGUUUUGCUCGAAAUUAACUAGAUUUGCCAUCAUUGUUUUGGACGAAUCUGAAUUAUUAAUGAUUAGUUGAAGACUUCUUGAAUUGCUGUUUUUCAUAUUUAAUACUUAAAAAAACGAUUGGAAAAUCAUGUCAUUUGGUCAAUUCAAUUUUUUUUGAUUAACUCAAGCUACCGAGCGAAAAAAUACCAACAAUUUUUCAAGCAUGACCAAUAAUACUUUGAUGUGGCUUUAAAUCUAGUGAAAAUUUGCAUGUUGUGAUUUAAUAUUUUUAUCAUACUAUUUUUUAUACUAGUUUUUAGUUAAGUUGAAUUAUUGUGAGCUGCCAUUUGAUGGAAGUUAAUUAUAAUGGGAAUAGCUGCGUGAAUUAACCUUAAAUUGUCAAGAACACUUCUUUUUGGAGGAGAUUGCAUAAUGGCAACUACCAGAUAAAAGGGAUUAGCUCCAUUAGAAAAUAAAUGCGCCACUGCAUUAUCUAGGAAUUAUACGUUAAAAAACAAGUUUUAUCCAUAAGAUUUGUAUAAGUCUCUGCUGCAGCAUAUGGUUAUUUUGUGCAGUAGUAUAUUACUGGUAACAGGAGAUGAAUAGUUUUAUCAGAUUUGCAGAAGCAAGGAUGUGGGUUCAAAAACAAAGCAAAGCUUGGUUUUCUAAACCUGAUUAAGUUUUAUGGUUAUCAGAUUAAACACCAUCUUAAGUAUUUCUGAAAUUAAUGAACUGUCUUGAUGAUAUUCACAUCAUGUAAGUGUUUUGGCAAUUAGGGUGGCAUUUCCAAACUUUUCUAGAGAAAUGAGUUUCUUGUAAUGUACAUGAUUUAUUUAUGAAUUGAAAGAUCCACAGAGGGUGUUUAAAGCUCUUUACAAAGGCCAUUAUUAAAGUAACUUAUGUUACCAUCUUCAGUUAAAUCAAAUUUUGCAUCACAAAAACUGUGUCAUAAAUUUUUGUGGGACACCAUCAAUAAGAAAUUAUUGAAGUAAUUUCAUUAGUUUAUAAUUAUAAUUAUAAUGUAGCUUAGACAGUGCUAAUUUGUUUGACGUGGUUUCUUCCAUUUCAUGCAGAGUAAUCUCAUUUGAUUUUGUCAAUUAGGGUUACUGUGUGACUUGCUAUGGUCUGACCCUGAUAAAGAAGUUCAAGGAUGGGGCGAGAAUGACAGGGGAGUGUCAUUCACAUUUGGUCCAGAUAUUGUCUCCAAAUUUCUAGCCAAGCAUGACUUGGAUCUUAUCUGCAGAGCCCAUCAGGUGAGGUUUAUAUCUGGGCCCAGUUGUUCAAAAGGUGUUGUUCACGGGAUAAAAAUCCAUCCAGUGGAUAACACAAUUGGUUUCUCAAAUACUUAUCCAGUGGCUAGGGCCAUCCAACAUUUGAACAAUCAGUGCCUGGCAAGCACUAUCCUCCAGACAUUCAACUAAAUUUGUUAUGGGGAGGGUAUGCUUUUCUCUUGUCUGAAUUUCAAAACCAUACAUUUCACUUGUUAGGGUCAUUUAUACAAGGAAAAAUAAAUUGCAUGUUACAGAAGACUUUUUAUAAUGCAAAAAUAACAUCUUAAAUAAGAUGUGACUUAGCUUAGAUGCACAUUAGGGCCAUUUAUACGAGGAAAAAUAAGACGCGUCUUAAAUAAGAUGCAAACUUUCCGUAUAAACGGCACAUUUCGUCUAAAAUAAGACGCGGCUUAGCUAAGACGUGUCUUAUUAGAUAAGACAUGCUCGUAUAAAUGGUACAGUUCGUGUCUUAUUUAAGACGCGUCUUAUUUUUCCUCGUAUAAAUGGCCCUAUUAUUUGCUGGUAUAAAUGAUUUAUUUGUAAGUCCUAUUUAAGAUACAUCCCCCUUUUCCUGUAUAAAUGGCUCUAUUUCAUAGUAAGCCAAUAAAAUAUGUCUGCAUAGUGACCAGUAAGUUAGCACUUGUUACCAAUAAGUGAGUCGGGACUGUUGAGGUGAGAGUCUUGAUCAUUAAGCAUGGAGUUAAUCAAAAACACUGGUAACUUACUUUUUCAUGUAAAUGGUACUUUAUGUCAGUGAAGUUAACUUUUCCAUAGUUUACAUAUCUCUGUGCAUGGCCAAGGACAACCAUGAAUAUUAUCCAUUGCAGUGCAUGUUCAAAGUACACAGACUGUAUGAUAGAUAAAAACUAUCAAACAUUGGGUGACUCGUAUAUUUCAAUAUGUGCUAAGCCCAUUGGGUUUUGUUGAACAAAUUUCUCUUAUUGUCUUAUGUUGGUAUAACAAGCAAGCUUAAUAAUUAUUGUUUUAAACAACAGGUUGUAGAAGAUGGUUACGAGUUCUUUGCCAAGCGGCAGUUAGUGACACUAUUUUCAGCACCUAAUUACUGUGGAGAAUUUGAUAAUGCAGGUGCCAUGAUGAGCGUCGAUGAAACACUUAUGUGUUCCUUUCAGGUGAAUAUUUUUUUGUUGUUUAGCUUUAGAAUCUUGCAUUAUGGUAAAAACUAAUGUACUUUGAAUGAUUACUGUCAGUUAUGUCUAUAAAAGAAUAAAAAAUUGUCAAACUAGAAAAUGAUUGUAUUUUGUGCAUUAUGAAUUCUGCUGGACAAGGAACUUGCUCUACUACUACUUUCCCCUUUUCCCUUUUUCAUCCUUACCGCAGGGAUCGAAAAAAGUCCUGUCCAGUAGUUUGGGACAAUUUGAUUUCAAUACUUAAAGCCCACUCGCUUAAUGGGCAAAGGGCAAGAUUCUGGGAAAGUUAUCCUUCAACCUAAACAGUACGUAAGGACAUGUUAGAAGAAUUCAAGUUUCUUCAAGCCCUUCCUGCCAAUGAACUAUUCUUACUCACCUUAAAAAAGUCCAGCAAUUUUUACUGUCAUGAUAGAAAUCAGUCUUAACUUUAAACUGAAGUCUGUCUAAUCAUUGUUGCAAUCAUCACUGCCAUAGCUGUCAACACUGAUCAGUUUUCCUCUUUUCAUAUAGUAAGUUCUUUUUUCAAGGAUCAUUGGAAUGGCAGUUAUCAUACAGAAACCAAACUUUAUUUAGGUUAUUUUGUAACCCAGUGCCAUUUUUCACAUAGUGUUUUGUUAAUGUCCACAGAUUCUAAAGCCUGCCGACAAGAAAAAGUUUCCAUACGGAGGUUUGAACUCUGGUCGUCCAGUAACACCACCAAGAGGACAACAAGGAAAAGGGAAAAAGAAAUGAUAUUUGUAUGAUACUAUCUUUUGCAGAGACUGUAAAAUAUUAUUGCCAUACAGUUUAGUUUAUUUUGUAGAGUAGCUGUAAAGAAAGUUGAUGAACUUCUCUUUUCAUAGUUUACAGAAAAAAAGCAUCCAUGUAAUUUUACCUGUUUUGAGUGCAGCAUGAUGUCAUUUAUGUGUUUUUGUUGUAUUUAAUCUUCUCUCAUUAAUUUUAUCUGUUUUGUAAAAUACUGUACUACCUCAUUCUAUAAUAUUUUUGCAAGUCUGACCAGUGGUGUUAAAGCAUCAUGGAAGAAAGCUGUGAAAUAUAGGCUAUAUUUUUUGCAAAAUUGAAAGCAUUGAUAUUUUAUUUUAUCCAAAACUAAAUUGCAAAAGUAAAGCUGCAAGAUGCAGGUCCAUCAAUUGAAAAAGUAUUUUAAACCACCGGUAUGCUACAAAAAUAUUGAGAAUGAGGGAGUUUUGUUGUAGACAUUAUGAUUAUCAUUAUUACACUGUAUCAUCAUCAUCAUUAUUAUUGCUUUGCCAGCUUUUAAAGCAUUUAAGGGGAGGGUCAAGCACGUACAUUGCAAAGAUGAUAUGGCACUUUGUUAGCUUCCUGUUGGGUUUAUUUUACUUUGAACCCUGUAAGCCCCAAGAUCCACAAACAAAUUCUCCAAACUGAUCUCUAUACAUUUCCUUACAGAAUUAGUUGGGAGAAAUUGAUAAAAGAUCAGAGAUUUUUCUCUUUGUGAUCAUUUGAUUAAUUCUCAUAGAUGUUGCACUUGACAAUCUAUGGAUAUUGUUAGAAAAUUAAUGUUGGUUACUAUUGGGACUUAAAGGGUUAAGGGACCCCAAUAAAAGUGACAUUUUCGUGGUAUUAACCCUUUAAGUCCCAAUAUCCAGAAACAAAUUCUCCCAACUGAUCUCUAUAUAUUUCCUUAAAGAAUGUGUUCAGAGAAUUUGAUGAAAGAUCAAAGCAGUUUCUUUUUGAUCAUUUUUAUAAUUCUCAUAACCUAAUCUCUUGACAAUGUAUAGGUAUCAUUAGGAGAAAAUUGAUGUCAGUCACCAUUGGGACUUAAAGGAUUAAUGAAGCAGUACAGUUGAACUUCUUGUGGUCACUUCUGUGAUAAAGACACAUUUAUUAUGGGCCAUUCUUUGUCCCACAGAUCUAUUUUUCACACUUAAUAAAAUGCAAACCUCACUUAUAAACAGGGGGGUUAUUUCUUGAAACUACUGGGCCUGAAAAGCAAAUAUUUCUAUCAAGAGUUUUCAUCCAAGUUUUGUAUGUUAAAGUUUUCAGAAGCCAAGUUAUAGCAGUACUCUACAGGUUUAAGUUGACUAAUGUGCCAGGCAGGUUUUUAGGGUAAAAUUCAAUUCUGCUUGUGUACAUACUUCUUGUAGAUUUGAUUUUAAAAUGUUUUGAUUUAGGCCUGAAAAGCUUUCAGGAGAAAGAAGUUUUCAACUGUAUUGGUUUCUGUUUAACCACUUGUAUAUUUUGUGUCCAUGUGAUGAUUUGUGCUAAAAGGGAUCAUUGUCACUCUUCCAAAAUCCUAGCUCCCCCACCACUACUUUUGGGGUUAAAGAAAAACACCUGUAGUUAACCGUAGAAAUGUAAAUUUUACAGUCAUUAAGAAAGAUGCAAGCAAAAGCUUUAACUGCAGGCACUUACACAAUAAAUUCUUCUUGUCUGCAUUUAAGGAGGCAGUGGUGGUAUUUGACAAGGAUAUGUGAGUGCGAGAAUGAAUAAUAUUCCUUCAGGAAGUAGUGUGAAAUUGCAUCACUGUUAGUCCAGCAUUUUGUACCAUGUACUUCUUCUUUUUCCAAACCUUCUCUGCACUGCUUUCUCUUUUACAUCUACUUUCGAAUUAAUGUUAUUUUACAAAUGUUUUAUGCAGUUUUGUUUGUACUUGGAAAUACCUGCAUUGCCUUCUAGCCAAUGACAUAAACAUUAUCUAAACAGAGAUGUAAAAUAUUUAAAUUUUACUGUCUUGAAAGGUUUAUCUCUUACUAUCAAACAGUUUUGCAGUUGCACUAUGCCACCUUUGGCUGAAAAUUUUAUCACCUACAAAAAUUGAACCACGUCAUCAUUGUAAUAUAAUGGCAAUUUUUACUGUCUUUUGUAACAAAGUACAAGAUAGUUUUGUGUAUCAUGGGGAAGUAUUUGAUUAAUUUGGUCUCUUUUUUAUUU
Molecule: messenger RNA, 6652 nt
Organism: Porites lobata
Lineage: Eukaryota; Metazoa; Cnidaria; Anthozoa; Scleractinia; Poritidae
Source: the annotation of a GenBank genome assembly